This is a messenger RNA of Pipistrellus kuhlii (Kuhl's pipistrelle), 2068 nucleotides long. It is a transcript of the gene PRSS8, whose product is annotated as serine protease 8. The transcript has 6 exons. The coding region runs from base 458 to 1408 and encodes 316 amino acids. Lineage: Eukaryota; Metazoa; Chordata; Mammalia; Chiroptera; Vespertilionidae. Gene Ontology annotation, biological process: positive regulation of sodium ion transport; proteolysis. The record is from RefSeq and is a predicted model, not a curated record. Gene Ontology annotation, molecular function: sodium channel regulator activity; serine-type endopeptidase activity.
UGCCGGGUGGCGGUGAGGCACAGGGAGCGGGGUGACUGGGCAGUAUCAGGGAAGCACAGCCUGGGAGCUCUGGUGCACCGCCUGACUCAGGCACAGGGCAGGGCAGGGCAGGCCAAGGAGGGGCCGCCAUAGGCAAAUGGAAAUUCGCCUAGCAAAGUAGGGCUAAGGAAAGGAAUUCUAGGAAGUGACCUUGAUGAGCCAAGAUCCAGAGGUGAAUAAGUGCUGGACCCCAUGUCUAUGACAGGAAGCAUCCUGAUGGUUGCCACUGUCAUGGGAGGGCUGGGAUGUAUCUUAAGGGCAGUGAAACCAAUGAAACCAGGGAAGGAUUUAAGAUGGUGUCACCUGGCCAGAUUUCUCCUUUAUAAAGGUCUUCAGACUUAUAAGGGUGGAUUGGAUAGGAGGCAGAAAGUCCUGGAAGGAAGGGAGGGAGGAAGGAAAAAAGCCGUAAGAGAACUGAAUGAGGGAAUGGGUCAAGGUGGCAAAACUGACCUUGCCUGCCUCUUGCGGUGUGGCCUCCCAAGCACGCAUCACAGGUGGUAACAGUGCAACCCCUGGCCAGUGGCCCUGGCAGGUCAGCAUCCUCUAUGAUGGCAAUCACGUGUGUGGCGGUUCUCUCGUGUCUGAGCAGUGGGUUCUGUCGGCUGCCCACUGCUUUCCAAGGGAGCACCACAAGGAAGACUACGAUGUAAAGCUAGGAGCCCACCAGCUGGACUCCUACACCCCUGCAGCCGAGGUUCGCUCAGUGGCCCAGGUCAUUUCCCACCCCAGUUACCACCAUGAGGGCUCCCAGGGGGACAUCGCACUCGUCCGUCUCAGCAACCCCAUCACCUUCUCCCGCUACAUCCGGCCCAUCUGCCUCCCUGCAGCCAAUGCCUCCUUUCCCAAUGGCCUCCAAUGCACUGUCACUGGAUGGGGCCACGUGGCCCCCUCAGUGAGCCUCCAGGCCCCCAAGAUACUCCAGCAACUUGAGGUGCCACUGAUCAGCCGUGAGACGUGUAACUGCUUGUACAACAUCAACGCCAAGCCUAACGAGCCCCACUCUAUCCAGCAGGACAUGGUGUGUGCUGGCUAUGUGGAGGGGGGCAAGGAUGCCUGCCAGGGUGACUCUGGGGGCCCACUCUCCUGCCCUGUUGAGGGCCUCUGGUACCUGGCAGGCAUUGUGAGCUGGGGUGAUGCCUGUGGGGCCCCCAACAGGCCUGGUGUGUACACUCUGACCUCCAGCUACGCCUCCUGGAUUCACCACCAUGUAGCGGAGCUCCAGCCUCAGGUGGUGUCCCACCUCCAGGAGUCCCAGCCCGACAUCCACCUCUGCAGCAACCAUGCGGCCGCCUUCAACUCUGCUCCAGGCCAGGGUUUGUUGGGGCUUACCCUUUUGCUAUCACCAGCCCUGACCCUGGGCCUCCUCUAGCCAUGGUGGGAGCACUGAGCUACUCGCCCUGGAGGUUGACCCUGUUUCUGGAACUGUCCUACUGUACACAAGGACAGACGCCUGUUCUCAGGAAUGGACCUGGCCCCUCCUUGACAGUUUGCCUGAGGCUUUACUCACUCCUUCCUCCCAGGACCCUGUGGGAGCUCAGGGCACCAUCAUGACCUUUGAGCCCAGACUCCUGGGUUUGUUCUUUGGGACUGUAGCCCAGAGCCAGGAAUUUAACUGCCUGUGGUACUGGCUAGAACCUCUGGCCACCUCCUGCCCACAAGCCUAUUGGUUGGGCUCCUAUGGAGCUCCCAAGGAGCCUUAGCUAAGAUGGGCCCUGGCUCUGACGUCUGUGGAAGACUGGGCAGCUGCCCGGCUGACUGCUGCUGAAGGGUUGGCUCCCGUGCCCGACAUGCUCUGCCUGAUGAGCCCCAUCACUGUGCCCUCCUGCUGUCUUCUGGGCUGGAGUUGCCUCUGAGCAGCAUGUUUCAAAGGACAGAAAAGGCCCCAAUCUUGCCCCAAUGGCUGCCAAGCCCCCACUGUGCCCUGAUUCCUGGACUCCGGAGGACUGAGCCCCCACCGGAACCGGGCUUGAGCUUGGAUCUGGGGUAGAGGGUUGAAGGAGCAAGAAGGAAUAAAAUGUUUUGAGCAUAA